This is a messenger RNA of Anneissia japonica, 645 nucleotides long. RefSeq lists its product as uncharacterized. NCBI's taxonomy places the organism in Eukaryota, Metazoa, Echinodermata, Crinoidea, Comatulida, Comatulidae. The transcript has a single exon. Bases 1 to 645 code for a protein of 214 amino acids. The record is from RefSeq and is a predicted model, not a curated record.
AUGGUGUUAGUAAAGGACUGUAACUACACGGAUGAAGAUCGUAUGUUGAGAGAUGCCAUAGUAUGCAGUGCUCUGAAUUCUAAGGUGAGAGAAAAGUGUCUAGACCUUGGCGAUGAACUAACAUCAGACAAAGCUGUAUCUAUAGGCCAGAACUAUGAGACAUCUCAAGAAAGUAUGAAAGUAAUUGGGAAAGAUGAAUAUGCAAAAGUUCAUGCUAUUAGGAAACAGGCAGAACAUUACCAGAAAAAAGAGAAAGGAAUUUUAAAGCCUUAUAAAAGCAAGCCUUACAAGCCUUCACCGUCAACUAAGCAAACGAAAUGCACCAAGUGUGGCUAUGAUGCAACACAUAAAGUAUGUCCAGCUAAGAAUAAAACAUGUGCUAUCUGUCAGAAGAAGAAAUACUUCGCUGCAGUUUGUAGAAAAAGAGAUACCAAAUGUGAAAAUACACACCAAGUGGAAGAAAAUUACUCCUCAGAUGAAUCAGGGAUUGAUUAUACACACCUUGUUCACGCUAUUGGAAAUGCAACCAGUAGUGAAUGGUAUGAAACAGUAAAAGUAGAAGGAAAACCAGUGUACAUGCAGAUAGACACAGGAGCAGUAACAAGUAUCCUGCCAUACAGUUGGCUUAAAAAUCAAAGCUGUUAG